GGCGGGGCGGAGGCUGGGAGUGACGUCAGUAGGAGCCGAGUCCGGCGGAGACAGUGAGGGAGCGGAGCUGCGGGGAGACACCGGGGAGGCAGCGGGGGAGCGCUGAGCGGCGGGAAGAUGAUGACGGACGCAAGUGAAAUGUUGGCCGCCGCCUUGGAGCAAAUGGACGGCAUCAUUGCCGGCUCCAAGGCCCUGGAGUACUCGAAUGGGAUAUUCGAUUGCCAGUCGCCCACCUCGCCCUUCAUGGGCAGCCUGCGGGUGCUGCAGCUCAUCGAGGAUCUGCGGGGCAUGUUGGAAAUGAUGGAGACGGACGAGCGGGACGGGCUGCGCUGCCAAGUGCCCGACUCCACCGCUGAGGCCCUGGUGGAUUGGCUGCAGAGCCAGAUGGUAAAUGGGCACAUUUCGGGCAACGCCACGAUUUACCAGGAGAGGUUGGCCCGGCUGGAGAACGAUAAGGAGUCGCUCGUCCUGCAGGUGAGCGUUCUAACGGACCAGGUGGAGGCCCAGGGGGAGAAGAUCCGGGAUCUGGAGUUCUGUCUGGAGGAGCACAGGGAGAAGCUGAACGACACAGAGGAGAUGCUCCAGCAGGAACUGGUGAGUCGGACGGAUCUGGAAAGCCAGAAACUCGACCUGAUGGGCGAAAUCUCCAACCUGAAGCUGAAGUUGGCGACUGUGGAGAACGACCGCAAGGAGUUCGAGGAGAGGUACAAAGAUACAGAGUCCCUGCACCGGGUCAUAGCGGAUCUCAGGCAACAGAUGGAGAAGGUAGAGGUGGAACUUGCUCUGUUCCAGGACAAGAGGUUACAGUACGGAGAUCAGGAGGGGUUGGUGCAGGAGAUGAAUGAGCUGCGGCUGCGCGUCUCGGAGAUGGAGAAUGAGAGGUCCCAGUAUGAGAAGAAGCUGAAAUCCACUAAGCCCCUAAUGGCCAAGCUCUCUAGCAUGAAAAUCAAGGUGGGGCAGAUGCAGUACGAGAAGCAGCGCACGGAGCACAAGUGCCAGACCCUCAAGGAUGAACUGGCGCUGCUGAAGGAUGAACUGGAACAGAGGGAGGUCAAUAUCAACACACUGAAGGAGAAAGCAGAGCGCCCCCUGGAGGCGGCCGACUUGGGCACGGGGGCUGAGAAAGAUGUCGAGGUGCAGAAGAUGAAGAAGGCAAUGGAGUCGCUACAGGCUGCCAACGAGGAGAAGGAGCAGAAGAUAGAGGAGCUCAGGCAGUCUCUGAACCGGUACAAGAAGGUGCAGGACAUGGUGGUUAUGGCGCAAGGUAAAAAAGGCAAAGACGUGGAAAGUGACGACUCGGUGAUAUCCGGCUCCAAUUCGCUGGUGUUCGAUGGCAUCGCGCUGAGUGACGCGGACAAGUCUCCCUCCCCUCUCCCCAUAUCGACCACCCCCAGCCCUGAGGAACUCCCCGCGGCUCAGGAGCAGCCCAAGGUGGAGUUGCACACGAGUAUCCUGCAGGUCUCCAUCCCCUCCUUCUCCUCGCUCCGGCCCUUCCAGCGGCAGAAUGAAGAGUCAGCUCCUUCGCCCAACAUGGACGCCUCUCCCCUUGACGUUGGGGACGGCCAGGCCAGCAGCCCUUCCGCCGAAGCCACGCCCCCACAGACCCCGGGAUCGCCAGUCUCAAACUCCAGCAGCUUGGAUAACCUGAAGAAGGAACCUACAGAACUGAGAACGGCCUCCCCGGAACCGGGCAAGUUUGAGACCCUCCCCCCGCGGCCCCCCGGCCAAGGAGCGGCCACCGACGACGAGAGUUUCGGCACCCGUAAGGCCCGGUCGUCCUUUGGCCGAGGGUUCUUUAAGAUGAAGAAUACCAAGAAGACCUCGAGCACCCCCAAUCUAGACCGCAGCCGGAGUGCGAGCGCCCCCGCCCUAGACACGGAGAAGGGAUCCACUGAUCACCUGGAUCUGGCGCUCUCUUCCCCCAACUCCAUGGAUGGAGGCAGCACCCACAGCUCCCCCUCCUCCCCCGACUACAAGAAGAAACCGCGAGGGAUACGGAAACUGUUUGGGAAGCUGAAGAGAAGUCAGUCCACGACACUGAACCAGGAGGAGGACCUUCCAGAGGAAGAAUUUAAGAGGGGAGGAACGAGAUCCACUGCUGGGCCGAGACUUGGCUGGUCCCGUGAUCUGGGGCAGGUUAAUAGUGAGCUGGACACGCCGUUUGCCAAGUGGACGAAGGAACAAGUGUGCCUGUGGCUGCGGGAGCAGGGGUUGGGCGGGUACGUCGGUAGCGGGAAGCAGUGGAUCGUAUCGGGACAGACUUUACUUCACGCCUCUCAGCAGGACCUGGAGAAGGAACUGGGGAUCAAACACCCGUUGCACAGGAAGAAGCUCCAGUUGGCUCUGCAGUCGCUCGGGUCGGAGGAUGAAAGCAACUACGGCAAAUUGGACUACAGAUGGGUCACCAGGUGGCUGGACGAUAUCGGGCUCCCCCAGUACAAGACCCAGUUUGACGACGCCAAGAUCGAUGGGAGGAUGCUGCACUAUUUGGCCGUGGAUGAUCUGCUCUCCCUGAAAGUGGUCAGUGUCCUGCACCAUCUCAGCAUCAAGAGAGCCAUUCAGGUUCUGCGCAUCAACGACUUCGAAGCCAACUGUCUGCGCCGACGCCCCUCGGAUGAGAGUAACAUCAGCCCCUCGGAGGUGGCGCAGUGGACCAACCACAGGGUGAUGGAGUGGCUGCGCUCGGUGGAUCUGGCCGAAUACGCCCCCAAUUUGCGGGGGAGCGGCGUGCACGGCGGCCUGAUGGUUCUUGAGCCUCGAUUUAAUGUGGAGACAAUGGCCCAGUUACUUAAUAUCCCUAGCAACAAGACCCUCCUGCGCCGGCACCUAGCAACCCACUUCAACCUCCUCAUUGGCCAACGGGCCCAGAUACAGAAACAGGAAGCCCUGGCGUCCCCGGAAUAUGUGCUCCUGACUGCCACAGCCAAAGUAAAGCCCAAGAAGCUGACAUUCAGUACCUUUGGGACCCUGCGGAAGAGGAAGCAGGAGGAGGCGGAGGAGUACGUGUGCCCGAUGGAGUUGGGUCAGACCUCGGGAGACAGUAUAAUCAAACCCCUGCGGCCGGGGCUGGACCUGCGCAUGUUAAACGAUGAGGAUUUGGACCGACUGGAGCAGAUGGAGGAUUCGGAGGGGACAGUGAGGCAAAUCGGGGCGUUCUCUGAAGGAAUAAACAACCUGACACACAUGCUGAAGGAGGACGACAUGUUCAAGGAUUACGCCGCCCGGUCGCCGAGCGCCAGCGGGACAGACGAGGAUUCCAACGUGUGAUGCCCCGCCCCCCGCGCCCCUCGUACCCUCCCACCUCCGGGUGUUAAUGGGUUCGAGUAGGAGAGGAUGUGCCUUUUGGUUCAGUUGCAAUAAAGUAGAAUCUGGGGGCCA
This is a messenger RNA of Xenopus tropicalis (tropical clawed frog), 3378 nucleotides long. RefSeq names its product PTPRF interacting protein, binding protein 1 (liprin beta 1) (gene ppfibp1). Lineage: Eukaryota; Metazoa; Chordata; Amphibia; Anura; Pipidae. The transcript is spliced from 29 exons. Gene Ontology annotation, cellular component: cytosol. The record is from RefSeq and is a predicted model, not a curated record. The coding region runs from base 118 to 3267 and encodes 1049 amino acids.